CUCACUCACUCACUUUUCAGCGAUGCAGCUGGAGUCGCAGGGAACCUAUUUGCGUUCGUGUUGUUUGCAUCUCCAAUACCCACAUUCAGUAGAAUCGUGAGAAACCGUUCGACGGAACAGUUCUCGGGACUGCCCUACAUAUAUACACUCCUGAACUGCUUGAUCUGUCUCUGGUAUGGAUUGCCACAUGUAUCGCCUGGUAUCAUAUUGGUGGCUACAGUUAAUUCUGUAGGGGCAGUUUUUCAAUUAGUCUAUGUAAUCCUCUUCAUUGUGUAUGCGGAUAAAGGGAAAAAGAUGAGAAUGUUGGGACUGUUGCUUGCCGUUUUUGGUGCAUUUGCGGUCAUAGCGUAUGUGAGCAUGACGUUUUUCGACUCUCACACGCGACAGUUGUUUGUUGGAUGCUUGAGUGUUGCUUCUCUCAUAUCCAUGUUUGCUUCCCCACUAUUUGUAAUUAAUUUGGUGAUCCGGACUAAGAGUGUCGAGUUCAUGCCUUUCUAUCUUUCCCUUGCGACCUUCCUGAUGAGCAUCUCUUUCCUCACUUAUGGGGUGUUGAAAUCAGAUCUAUUCAUUUAUUUGCCAAAUGGGAUAGGAACCAUUCUUGGGGCAAUACAACUGUCACUUUAUGCUUACUACAGCAGAAUGUCUGGUGACGGCUCAAGAGAACCCUUGAUACCAUCCUUUGCUUGAUGAAUAUGUUUGAAAUAGAUGCAAAGGUAAAUGUCAGUUGUCUUUAUUGUAAAUUCGUAGCCCUUUUGUCUUGCUAUUUAUGAAAUGCUUUGCAUUAUUCUUGAGUGGAGAAGUUUGCAACUUGCAAACUUUCCAGAUGAAAUUCUUCCUGUAACCAUUCUUGCUCCCAUGAGUGUAUUUUUUUGUGUAUUAAGAGUUGACAGCAUAUUUGUGAAGUCCUGGAAAGAUGAUGAAAAUAAAAGAUUGUUUACCAUCUUUGCAA
Molecule: messenger RNA, 949 nt
Organism: Papaver somniferum (opium poppy)
Lineage: Eukaryota; Viridiplantae; Streptophyta; Magnoliopsida; Ranunculales; Papaveraceae
Product: bidirectional sugar transporter SWEET2a-like
Exons: 6
Biological process (GO): carbohydrate transport
Cellular component (GO): membrane
Molecular function (GO): sugar transmembrane transporter activity
Source: RefSeq, a predicted model, not a curated record